AUGACUGAAGCCUUCAGAAUCAAUGGCGUGGACCGGGGAACCAUCAAGAUCACUGCUGCAAUUGCAGAGCUCAGCAUUGUGGAUCCUGUAACCUUCAACACCCUGAAGUAUGAUCCUGCAACUGAGACCCUGCAGUCCUUUGCUAAGAGCAUCAGUAUCGUCCUGUGUGGUGCAGCAUCGGGGGAGGUGUCGCAGCUCUCUGUCUGUCUGUUCUCCCCCCUCCUCACCUCCUCACCUCGUCCCCUCUGCUCCAGCUCCAGCAGGAUGGAGGGGCUGCUGCGGCUCAGCCCGCCCGGAGCCAGCGUCUCUGCUCCAUCAGCUGAAAACAUGGACGGACUCCGCUUGCCGCCCGUCAUCGAGGAGGUCCUCGAUCCAUCCGGUCAGUCUAUUUCAGGCCAGCAAGAGGAAGAGAAGGAGGUGACUGAGGAGAAGGAAGAGGAGGAGCGAGUAGGAGAAGGAGGAAGGAAGGAUGAAGAGGAGGAGCUGGAGGAGCUGAGAGGUCAGGUGCUACAGAUGCUGCUGGAACUGGAGGAGACCAGAGAGGUUUCCCAAAGACACGAGGAGAGUUUCCUCGAGCUGCAGGGUCUGUUAGAGGACGAGCGCCUGGCGAGCGCCCAUCAGGCCGAGAGUUUCACCAGGCAGAUCCAGAGACUGCAAGCUCAGCUCCGGUCGGUCCAGGAGGAGAUGGACAGUCUGGAGGAGGAGAAGGAGAGUGAGCUGGAGGAGGUGCGGGAGGAGCUCCGCUCGGCUCAGGAGGAGGUGCUGAUGCUGCAGCAGGCGGCCGAGGAGGCGGCGGCGGAGAGGGAGAACGACAUCGCCUCCCUGCAGGAGGAGCUGUGUCGGCUGCGGGCAGAGCUGCAGCGCCUCCACGUCACGGCGCAGGAGUACGAGCUGGAGAUCACGACGCUGAGAGCCGAGAUCAGCAUGAAGAGCGAGAAGAAAGACCCUCACACACACAGUGAUGUGAGUCAGCUGAAGGAGGACUUUGUCUCUCUGACAGAACAGCGUCAGACUCUGACCAGCGACAACAAAGAGCUGAGCAACAAAGUGGAGCAACUGCAGCAGCAAGACAGGUGUGAUGUGUACCUGGCAGUCAGGGAGGAGGGCGACACUAAACGUGAGCGGGAUGACCAGGUGAAGGCCGACUCUUACAUCACCCUGUCUCAGUCCUGUCCAGACCACCAGGACCAAGCCCUGAAGGAUCCGGACUCUUCAUCAGUCCAGGAGAAGUUCUGCAGCUCGGAGCAGGGCGUCCUGAAGGUCCAACUGACACAAGCUGAGGAGAUGGCUCAUGAAGUACAGAGAGAGUGUGAUGGUUUGAAGGGUGAACUGGUGGAGCUGCAGCAGCUGUACGACAGCAGCCAGCGGGAGCGAAUGGCGCUGGAGGAGGAGCUGCAGCGCUGCAAGGCCGAGCUACAGAAACUGGCGGGCAGGAAGUCACAGAACUGCACUCGUCCGUCAGAGCCCCCUGUUCUCUCCAUCCCCUUCAUAGGAAUGAUUGUAAUAGUGGCCUUGAUUUGGUGCUGGUGGGAGGAGCUGGCGUCCUAG
This is a messenger RNA of Chelmon rostratus (copperband butterflyfish), 1548 nucleotides long. RefSeq names its product coiled-coil domain-containing protein 136-like. The transcript has 10 exons. Lineage: Eukaryota; Metazoa; Chordata; Actinopteri; Chaetodontiformes; Chaetodontidae. The coding region runs from base 1 to 1548 and encodes 515 amino acids. The record is from RefSeq and is a predicted model, not a curated record. Gene Ontology annotation, cellular component: acrosomal membrane. Gene Ontology annotation, biological process: acrosome assembly; single fertilization.